GGGCGGCAGCGCCGCGAUGCCGGGCGCGUCCCUGCAGCGGGCCUGCCGCCUGCUCGUGGCCGUCUGCGCGCUGCACCUUGGCGUCACAUUCUUCUACUAUCUGGCUGGCCGCGACCUGAUCCGUCUGCCCCAGCUGGUCGGAGUCCCCACACCACUGCAGGGCAGCGCAAACGGUGCUGCCGCCGUCGAGCAGCCCUCCGGGGAGCUCCGGCCUGGAGGGCCCCGGCUGCAGGCUUCUGUAGGCGCCUCCUCCAGCCCUGAUGCGGAUGCUGGCCCCCGCCCCGAGAGCAACUUGACUUCGGUACCAGUGCCCCCCACCAGAGCACUGUCGCUGGCCUCUUGCCCUGAGGAGUCACCGCUGCUCGUCGGACCCAUGGUGAUCGAGUUUAACAUGCCUGUGGACCUGGACCUGGUGGCAGCAACGAACCCAGCGGUGAAGACAGGUGGCCGCCACACCCCCAAGGACUGCAUCUCUCCCCACAAGGUGGCCAUCAUCAUUCCAUUCCGCAACCGGCAGGAGCACCUCAAGUAUUGGCUGUAUUACCUGCACCCAGUCUUGCAGCGUCAACAACUGGACUACGGCAUCUAUGUUAUCAACCAGGCCGGAGAGACUAUGUUCAAUCGUGCUAAGCUCCUCAACGUUGGCUUCCGAGAAGCCCUGAAAGACUAUGACUACAACUGCUUUGUGUUUAGCGACGUGGACCUCAUUCCAAUGGAUGACCGUAACACUUACAGGUGUUUUUCACAGCCACGGCAUAUUUCUGUCGCAAUGGAUAAGUUUGGAUUCAGCCUACCUUACGUCCAGUAUUUUGGAGGUGUCUCUGCUCUAAGUAAACAACAGUUUCUCAAAAUCAAUGGAUUUCCUAAUAAUUAUUGGGGCUGGGGAGGAGAAGAUGAUGACAUUUUUAACAGAUUAGUUUUUAAAGGCAUGUCUAUAUCGCGCCCAAAUGCUGUGAUCGGAAAGUGUCGCAUGAUCCGCCACUCAAGAGACAAGAAAAAUGAACCUAAUCCUCAGAGGUUUGACCGAAUUGCACACACAAAGGAGACAAUGUUUUCUGAUGGUCUGAACUCACUCACCUACCAGGUGUUGAACAUAGAGAGAUACCCGUUAUAUACCAAAAUCACAGUGGACAUCGGGACACCGAGCUAGCAUUUUGAUACACUAAGAAGAGACCUGAAAACAGCCAGGGACCUCUGCUGUGUGUCCUUGCUGCUCUGCUGGGCUGGUCCCUCUCAUUUUUAUUAAUCUGAGUGACCGGUCCUCUUUGCUCAUCACUCAGAUGCCUUCCAGAUGACCAGGACAAGUGGGACAGUUUGCCCCCACGUUGACUCAGCAUGUGACUUCUUAAGCUCUCCAAGGUAUUCAUCAGUAUAGAAGCCGCCAGCCUUUUGGGGAAUUUUGACAUGUUUAUUGUCACCCCAGAGUCAGAACUGGAUACAGCCCAAAGUUUGCUAACUGUGGGGACUCAUUCCCAGUGAUGGAACUGAUACAUUGUUGUGAAAUAGGUCAUAUUUUUGCUUUAAAUUGUGGUGUUCUUAUUGCAUCAUGAAAAAUUGGAGAGUGCUGCUGAAAUCUGAUUGCUGUGAUAUUUUUUGGUUGUCAUAUUUUAACAGAAAAAAAUAAUUUUGACCAUUCUCAUUUUAUGUCCUUCCUCCCACACACCUUCUUUUGGUGGUAUGCAACUAUUACAAUCACUGUGUGUGUGUGUGUGUGUGUGUGUGUGUGUGUCUUCUUGGGCCUUUUGUUCUUUAAGGUGUGAAUUCCAAGGCAUCUUUAGCCAUCAGAGCAGAAGCCUUGGGCGUUCUCACAUUUGGUGGCUUGUCUCCAGAUUGUCUGAUUUCUGAAUGUAAAGAUUUUUUUAAAUAUAGCAGUUUGUAGUAUUUUAAAGAAAGAAUGAAUCGAAUUCUAAUUAUGAUCUAGCUUGAUUUUAUGUUGAUCCAAAUUUGCAUAGCUGUCUAGUAUUAAGUCCUGACCAUUUAUUUUUCUGGGCAUGUUAUGUAAACUUGAAUUUCGUAUGUAUUUUUAUUGUGGUGUUUUCAGUGUGGGAGAGGGGAUUGAGCAUUUUUAAGGGCAAAAAAAAAAAUAAUAAUGUAUGCUGUAGUGGCCACAAUUGGGCCUCUGAUUUAGCUGGCAGGCCAGGUUUUCUGAAAAGCAAAAUCAUCUUCAGGUCCCUUGACUGGGCAAGGCCUCCCUGUCAGCAUUAUCCUGCCAGACCUCAGCCAGAGAGACCUGGGAGACCGACGCUUCUAAACUCCCCACCCCCUCACUCUCCCCAGGUGGGCAGGGUGGAGGGAACCUCAGCUCCCUCAGAUGGAGCCCUCUGGGCAUCUGGCUGUGGGGUUGUGAGUAGCAGCAAUCAGGUUGUUUUCUAGCCCAUAGCCUCCCCACGUGGAGCAAACCUCCAUGUGGCAGGGCCACCACUCUGGGAGGCUCUGCCUGCCCUGUUCCCUGGCCUAUCUGGCAUUCCCACCUCCCUUCCCUUCCUUCCUCUCUUGCCCUUCCUUUCUCCUUCUUCCUUCCUGUCCUCCCUACCUUUUUUUUUCCCCCUUUACCUCUUUUCUGUUCCCUAAAACUUGCCUGUGUCACUCAGGGUCACAGAUUAUUCGUUCUCCAAUAUGACUGUGCCUUUUAAUUAGAGAUCUAGAAGUUUAGCUGAACUCACAUUCUGACUCCCUCCCAAGACCCGUGGUGCCUAAAGCCUCCCAUUUCCCCUCAGGUUUUCAGCAGGUGCUCCCACCCCAGUGAGGUUGACUCACAGGGGUGCCUUUCACAAACCCACCUCUGGGAGACAUGUAGCCUCCUAGGGUGAGAUGGUGUGAGACACGUCCUACUACUGAGCACCUUGCCAGAUCCAGCGUGGGCUGAGGUGCUGAGAUUCUGCUGCCUGAUCCCAGGGGCGAGCCCUUCACGUGUGGCAACCACAGCCCUCCUGGCACCUGCCUUUGGUGUGGAAGCUGAGCUGGUGCCCAGCCCUAUCUUAUCUGUGCCUUUAUCCCAUUGAGAAUCUCAAAUAGUAACUUGAUUCUUUUCGCACAAGCCUUUGUAUUGGUUAAAAAUGAUUUUCCACUGCAGAAGCAUUUGGGCUAAUGCCAAGAGUAUUCCUCUGUCAGUUCCUUGCUCCUUUGUAAGAAUGUUAUUUACUAGGAAUGAUUGCACUAAGAGGGCAUUUUGGGAAGUGCAAAGAAUGAGGCCUCUCUUUCUUCCUUAGAUCCCGACUUUUCCAAAGUGCCUUAGAAGAAAGGAGACAAAUGCCCUGAGUGGUAACAUCCUUGUUGCUUA
Tupaia belangeri chinensis (Chinese tree shrew) is the source of this 3280-nucleotide messenger RNA. It is a transcript of the gene B4GALT1, whose product is annotated as beta-1,4-galactosyltransferase 1. NCBI's taxonomy places the organism in Eukaryota, Metazoa, Chordata, Mammalia, Scandentia, Tupaiidae. Gene Ontology annotation, biological process: carbohydrate metabolic process; protein N-linked glycosylation. The transcript is spliced from 6 exons. Bases 17 to 1150 code for a protein of 377 amino acids. Gene Ontology annotation, molecular function: beta-N-acetylglucosaminylglycopeptide beta-1,4-galactosyltransferase activity; cytoskeletal protein binding. Gene Ontology annotation, cellular component: Golgi apparatus. The record is from RefSeq and is a predicted model, not a curated record.